Molecule: messenger RNA, 2805 nt
Organism: Copidosoma floridanum
Lineage: Eukaryota; Metazoa; Arthropoda; Insecta; Hymenoptera; Encyrtidae
Biological process (GO): protein folding; protein peptidyl-prolyl isomerization
Cellular component (GO): cytoplasm
Molecular function (GO): zinc ion binding; cyclosporin A binding; peptidyl-prolyl cis-trans isomerase activity
Source: RefSeq, a predicted model, not a curated record
ACAUUAUGUGUGUGCGUGUUAGAGAAAGGCAGAAAUAUUGAUGUGUGGUAGUAGCAUCCAAGUAUGAAUCUACGUGUAUGUGUACAUAGGUUGAACUUCCAACACGUCAUUUAGCGGCUGCCAAAGCAGUUGCUGCAGCAUCAUCGCCAGAGUGUUCGGUGUAUACCCCUCUACCUUGGGUUGUGCAGCAACGUAGGAGAGGCAUCUUCCCGAGUCUCUUUCUCAGAAACGCGGGCCAGCACUCUGCUCUCUUUCUCUCACGGUUUUCUAUCUCUUUCUGUCUCUUGGGAUUACAUGCUCCGAGAAGAGAGAGCAGAGAGCCCGUCCAUUCCAAGGCCACAACAUUGUCAGUAAAUCGUUGCGAGAGGACCGAGUUCAGCACGACUAGCACAGCUGUAGUUUUUUUUUCCUUUUUAACAACACACUUUCGUACCGUGAGCUGUUGUUGCUGUACUUUCUGACCGAUGGCUGGAGCAAGAACCGCGAACGCGUGAAGAAACGUCGCCGAGUAAACUUAUAAGCAGCAAUAGCCAGCAGUGCAGGGCGCGCGCGCGCUCUGCUCAUGCGGACUGUACUCUCGCCGUGUCGACGACGAGCGGUGUUACACCAUGUACACGAAGGAGAAAGAGCCGAUGCUUGCGAUGCUGGAUCCAAACGUUUUUUCGGACCUAGAGGAGCUGACGCUUUGCAGUUUCUGCAAACAAAAGUACAAUGAUACAGACCAGUGUCCGAAGUACCUCAGCUGCAAGCAUUACUUUUGUCUGCGCUGCAUCGAGACGAACCUAUUGAAGGGCCGCGAGCUCUUCUGCGCUCACUGUUGGAAGAGAACAGAGCUGGGAGACCAGGGACCCGAUGCCUUGCCGACUUACACGUCUCUCCUAACGUUAGCCAAUAAUUUCUCGCACCUCAAAAUUAAUCAGAACAAUGUCGUCGUACCCCCCAAGCCCAACGAUAAAGAGAGAAAGAGCGAGAAUUGCCAUACCCACGGAAUGCCACUCGCGCUCUGGUGCGGGACUUGUUGCACCGCGCUGUGUCGGGCGUGCGCGACGCCGCAGGAGCAUCCCGGACACCAGAUCAAAUCACAGACUGAUGCCAAAGAACAACUCAUGUCAGAUGUUCAAUCAGAAUUAGUGUCAAUGGGUAAGCUGUCGGCGGAGAUCCAGCGGUUGGCGAUACAGCAGCGCGAGUUUCUCAUAAAGGUCCUCGAGGCAUGCGUGACCCUGAAGACCCACGUUGAGACUGACCUGCAGAACGGCUGGAGCCACAUUCCGGAGGUGACGGACGCGCGUGAGACCUUCGGCAAAGCGAAAACCUCCCUCCAAAUGUCCGAUGGCCCAAGCGACAUUUACAGCCUACACACCGAGCUCAUCGUCGAGAAGCAGAGGCUACACACCAAGUACCAAGAAAUGAUGCUGCAGUGCCAGCUCGACGACCUGAUCGGCAACUCUGGCGUCGUAUUCGAUUUCGCGCUGCUCAAACAAGCCGUAGCGGGCAUCCAUUCAGGCGAGCCCAUCGUCGCGCAGCAACCGGGUAACGGUGGCCGGCUGCCCAAUCACCUCGCUGCCUCGCAGAAUCCCAUCCUUUUCCUCGCUAACUAUUGCAUGUCCCAGCUGUACUCGAGGCACGUCGUUAGCAAACAACAGCUCCAGAACGGUUCAAUUGAGUACCACAUGCCGGCCCAGGUGGCCACGGUUCACGUAGCUCCGGCGGCACCGGUUCCGCCGCCCCAGCCCCCUCAGCCACCUCAGCCACAGCAGCAGCCCCAGCAGCAACCUCCGCCGCAGCAGCAGCAAUUGCUGAUUCCUCCGGGCUCUCCCUCCGUCGUGAAGCCGAGCGUGGUAGUUGCGCCGCCGCCAAAUGCCAUACUCCAGCAGAACGCGACGGGCUUUCUGAGCGCAGCCGAGGCCGCGGCCGCGGCAGCAGCGAACGCUGCCGGGAACGCAGGCCUCGUGCAAGUCCAGCAGGCGCCGGCGAACCUGCGUGGCCCCUCUAAUUCGUACCCGUUGUACUACUUCAACAUCGAGGUGAACGGCUCACCACACGGUCGUAUCGUCAUCGAAGUGCGGCCUGACGUUGCGCCCAAGAUGGUGAAGAACUUUAGCAUGCUGGCCACGGGCGAGAUCGGGGUGGGUUACAAGGGCUGCACAAUUUUCCAGUGUUGGGAGGGUGAGAGCGUGAUCACGGGGGACUUUGAGCUGAACAAUGGUCGAGGAGGAAGGAGCAUUUUCGAGGAUGGCUAUUUCAUGCCCGACGAUACCAAGUUUCCCGCAGUGAGGGGUGCCGUAGGCAUGAGACGCACCCAGAAGCGCCACGACAACCUCGGCAUGGUCGGCUCGCAGUUCCGUAUUAUCCUGCAAGAGAUGCGCGGCUUCACUGGUAUUUUCGGCCACGUGGUGGAGGGCCUCGAUCUCGUUGAAAAGAUCUCGACCUUCGGUGAUCAAACCGGCAAACCCACCAAGACCAUCCUCAUCACCAAGUGUGGCAAACUGUAACGAAUGCCCGCAGAUGACGCCUUCUUCUCCCCCAGCGACUAAUGUACGGGGCAAGUCGUUCGUGCUCCAUCUUCUUUUUCACCCCCUCCUGCUACUCUAUUAGCUACGAUAUUUUCCCCUUUUUUUCGUACGGGAAACCACGAUCAAUACACGAUUGCACAUAAACGUUUGUACACGAGGCGAUUUUUUUUUAUGAAGAUGAUUUUUUGCGAUUGCGAUACCGAUAUAACGACUAUGAUGAUGGUGGUGAUGAUGAUGAUGAUGAUGAUAUAGUGAUAUACUGAUGAUAAUGACGAUGACGACGACGACGAAC